CCCAAUGGACCGCAAGUUUAGAAAUAGUGACCCAGGCAAAGCUAUAUACUCCUUCAAUGAAUGAGAUUAUUCCAAGAGUUUAGAUGAAGAUUGAAUUCUGAGCCAGUCAGGAUUAUCUAAAGCUGAAUCUCAUAACUAAUUUUGAAUCAAAAGCUCUUCUAGUUGGGAGUAACCGAAAUAUCGAUGCAUGAAAAUAAGCUACAAGAACUUUCUGCAAGAAAAUUCUCUCAGGAAUCUAAGCAAUUACUCCCAAAAUUUUGAGUCAAUGAUAAUAACCUCAAAAUGGUUGGUCAGAAAAAGGUGUCAGAGACGCAUCAAAAUCAUCACCCUCCUCCAAUGUUUCCACCGGAAGUGAGAAAUUCAAAAUCACCCAGAAUUAACAUGAAAGAGGAGAAUAAAUUACAAGAAGUGCCCUCUAAAAUUUCCUCUACAGCCCAAAAAUUGGCUGGGAAUUUCUUCUUUCGCCAGAGCAUUUCUGAGGGAGAAAAGAGCCAAAGCAGUGCAAAAAUGACACCACAGUUUGAGAAAAGGAAUGUUGUUGGAGUGAUGAAAAUUUACAAAAACCUUGAACCCAACCAUGUAAAGGUCUCUGAUGGGUUAUACAAACCAACCCAGCAUAUCUCUACUAACCUAACACGUAAAAGUACCUUCCCUCAGAAAGAAAAUAGUAAAGAUGACAUGGAAGAAGAGAAAAUAGAGUUCAAAAAUGUAGUUGUUAACAAUCUCAAGGAUUCUUCCAAUUACUUCAGGUUCAUUAAUAAUUGCCCUCAGUAUAUGGCUAAGCUGCAGAAAGACAAACACUGGGUGGAGAAGCAUAAAAACAAGAAAGUUAUGCAAAGAGUCCAAAAGAAAAUAGACAAUCGCAUAAAUAUCGACUUUGCAGAAGCCCUUCUGGAAAUGGAAGAGGGUAAAAGGUUUGUAUUCAUAGAAAUUGAAAACACUGUCUGUAAAGUUACAGAUGAGCCUAUCGAAGGAUGAGCCGAUCCGAUUGUUAUCACCCAAGUCAAAGGUACAAAAGGCCAUAAAAAUAAAACCAAGAAGAAGUUGUAUAUCUAUAUUAGAAGGUUUGGCCUGGAAUUUUUGGAAUUCUUGUGUAUAAACCAUGAAGUUAUCCUUUACACACAUCUUGAGAAAGAUAUUACAGAGAUAUUAGUUAACACCUUUCACAAUCUGAAAGAAGGAAUUGAUUUUGCAUUUGUGAUAUGAGGGAAACCCUUUAGCAAGACAAUUACGAAUAAUAUUGGACCAAUAAAGUCUCUCAACAAGAUCAUACCAACAAUGGACAGUUUAGACAAGGAUGAGGAAUCCUAUAGAGAGUUUAUCAGGAAUAAAUUCCUUAUUCUGGACUGAGAUGUUCUGAGUUAUUAUGAGCAUUUCGAGGAAAUCCAUGUCCCAAUUCUUCCUAUAGUAAUUCAGGAUGAUGUGUCUCUCUCGUGAUUAAAUAUGCCCAAAAUAUCAACUUCCCCAACUUGCAAUAAGAUCAAAAGGAAGCAUCUUCAGAGGAGACAAUCAAGUCUUAAAGAUUUACGAAAUGUUGGGCAAAGUCUUCGAUUAGAAGAGAGCAUAAAAAAUCAUUGACUUUUCUAUCUCAAGCAAUUACUUUCACAAAGUCUGGGUCUUGAGCAAGACAAAGCUGAGCUCCUCAGAAGUGUCAGCAUCAGCUGACUUGUCAACCAUUAGUAAUUUUAAUCAAAAUUGAUUUAUUAAUACGACUUUUAAAUACU
Moneuplotes crassus is the source of this 1724-nucleotide messenger RNA. The record is from the annotation of a GenBank genome assembly. Lineage: Eukaryota; Ciliophora; Spirotrichea; Euplotida; Euplotidae.